AUCAACGAUACUGCAUUUUAUUCUGCCUCGGUCAACGACGAUGAGAUAGAUGGUUGUACUCCGUACUGUUUGAGUGUCUGACUUAGCGAAAAGAGCCACCAACUAAACAGAUCGAACUAGAGUGCCACUUGCCUCGCCUCGCCAAAAGCGUCCUGAACUCCCCUUCUCCUGCCCCAAGAAUCAGCCAGUUUCUUUUACAUCCACGAACAAACCCAUUGAACCCCGAUCAAUGUAGUCAUCUUGGUGGAAAUGACUACUUUCGACUAAAUCAUGUCUUUCGUUUUCGAUGCUGCACUGUCCAGGUAGAUCCAGGCAGUGUCCCCUGCGCCAUCGCCAACACCAACAUCGGGUCUAGCACCAGUUGCAGCGCAGCCAAAGACGCCUCCGCAACAGGAUGCAAACGUCGGCGCCAUCCAUGAAUGCCCCUUAUGGUGGAGGAUCCCAUGUGCGCUCUUCCUCUGGCUCCGGUCGGGCGCAACGUAGUACCAAUCCCGACAAGCAAAUCUCCCAGAUCGAGAAGAGUGUCACCCAUCUCCUCGUCGCCACGAAACAACUCCUCGAGACUCUCACACAAUGGUCGCGUGGGCAAGCACAAGAAGAGGAGGUUUCAGAUGUCUACGUGCGCUUGGGAUACGAAUUCAACUUGGCAUGCCGUGCUUUCAACUCAAUAGGUGUCGAGACAUCCGACCUAGGUCCUGUGCCCGAUCUCCUACGAAGUAUUCUCGAGGACACUCUGAGUCAGCCUGCCUCUCCUCAAGCCCUCGACAACUAUCUGCCCCGAAUACGAGAUAUCAUCAUAAACUUAUUGCAUGGCCUGAAGAGAAAGCAAAGCCGGUUACGUGGAAGAGGCACGAAGGACAAUGCAGCUACACCCCAAGCACGACCUCCUGGUGGCCAGGCACGACAAGCCAGCGUAUCGACAACUGGAAGCAAUGAGACGGGAUUAACGCAUAUGCUGGACGAUGUCUCGAGUGCCACUUCCAGCCUCCGUGGGCAAACUUCUCAGCAGGACACUAUUACUUCGCCUGAACACUCCCAUACCCCCAAGGCUCCUAUAAAUAGACAGUCGAUGCGCCGCGAUGUGCCAGCGCAAAUACCGCAAUCCGAUACCACUUCCAGCAUGUCCUCGACAACGGCCCAGAACCUACCGGUGACGGCCCCCUAUCAAGAGGUAGAACAAUCCAGUCCAGCUCCUCAUAUCAAUUUCCCUCAUCCUCCGCCACCGCCUCCAAAGCAGACCGAUGCUCUCACCAGGCUACAGCGUGGUGGAGAUCUGGAAAGACGAGCUUCAAGGAGAUUCUCGGCUUACCAAAUCCAAAAGCACCUUGGAGCAUCUCCCAAUGGAGUGCCCGUGAUACCUGCGGCUCAAAACUCGCCAAUCCCAAAUCGAGGGAAGGAGGCGCAAGAGUCAUUGACGGCUGUUCGUUCCCGAAGCUCUUAUCAGCAGUCUAGAUCGCGGUCCAUGCGUCAAGGAGAUGUUUCGCCUAGUAGAAGUGGCACGGUCAGGGCACCACAACGUAUAUCAGAAGAGCGAGAAGAAACGCCGAUUCUCUCGCUGGACUCAAUGCCUCAGAUGAAGGCACCUGAAGACCAGCUCAACAUUGAUAGCCCAACUGUGAAGACUCCUGAAGAAUAUCACCAACCACCACCUCCACGACAAGAUACUGGAAGCUCAGACAAGUUGUCUCUUGGUGCUACCAUCAAUGGGCCUCUGGGACCAGCUCCUGAAGAACUGCAAAACACAUCGCCGAUCGCCUCUCAUCCCGUGCCACCUCCGCCAGAAGAUGGGACGUCCUUCGAAGAAGGUGCUGUAAGUAGUGCGGAAACGGUGCAGCAAAAGCCACGAGCGGAUGUUACGUCUACCCAAACGCAAAGGCCACCUUUCGAGUCGUCCCCUGCCCAGGGCAAGGAAUUGACACUGUUCCUGCAGUACAGGAGCAAGAUCAAGAAGUUCGUGCUGGUCGAUGGUUAUGAGGAGUUGACGAUUCCACGACUACAACUUGCAUUUAUCGAGAAAUUUGCUUGGAAUACACAACAUGAUGGUGGAGAACUUCCAGAAAUAUACGUACAGGAUCCAGUAUCUGGGGUGAGACAUGAGCUGGAGGAUCUUUCAGAUGUUAAAGAUCGAAGUGUCCUUGUCUUGAAUGUGGAGCAACUUGAUGAAGUAAAGAAGCAUAUUGACGAAGGACUCGGAGGUCUUCAGAAAAGCCUUGAAGGCGUGCGGUCAUUAUUAGAAGGACAUGGUACCCUCAUGCAGCGAUUUUCGGACCGACAACUCGAAACUUCGAAGGAAAUGGCUCGAAUGUCUGCUGUACCGACGUCAACGUCGCGAACUCCGGUGUUGGCUUCUGGCUCUUUUCCACCACCAUCAGGAGCAUCGGCUUCUACGAUCCAGGAAAUCCAGAACCUACGAAAGGAAAUCGCCGUGCUUCGACAGACAUACUCGACCAUGUCCUCAGAUUUUAGUGCGGCCAUGACUGACAUCAAAUCCAAAGCAGCCAAUGUCAAGUCGGCUGCUGCCGAAGCGGCGAAUUCUUCCUACAAAGGAGAUGCUGGGCGUGCCCAUAUUAACCAAGGAAAGAAGGCACUGUCCGAUGACUCGGAGGCUCUCGUCAACCGUGUGGAUGAUUUGUCAGACAUUGUUGAAGAGCUUCGUAAGGAUGUUGUGACUAGAGGAGUCAGACCGCUGCCACGUCAACUUGAAGACAUUAGCAAGGAGAUCAGUGCUGCCGCUAAACAACUAACAAAGGUCAAAGAUUUCGUCAAGCGUGAGAAGCCUAUCUGGACCAAGAUUUGGGAGCAAGAGUUGCAGGUAGUGAUGACAGAACGAGACGAUCUCACUCAGCAAGAUGAAUUGAUGAAUGAUCUCGACGGCGAUCUUGAAGAUAUUACAAAUGUAUUCAAACUUGUGGAGGAAGCUACCAAGCAACAAAAUAUCCAGAACACCGCCGCACCUGGCCGCCAAGCGUCGAAAAAUCUGGCUUUCGAGACGGACAUUGAUCCCCACGAGGCGAAGAGUGGAAUGCUGGAUGAAGUUCGAGCCCUUCAGCCUAACCAUGAAAGUCGGCUUGAGGCUAUCGAGCGGGCUGAAAAGGUCCGACAGCGUGAGCUUGAGAGUCGCAAAGUCGGUGAAUUCCAGCGCGAGGUUGAGUCGUUUGUAGAAGAAGGCAAGCUGAAGAAGACGGGUGGAAUGGACGAAGUCGAGAGAAGGAGAAAGUUGAAAGAUGAGCAGGCUCGUAAGGAGAACUGGGAACGUCAACAAGCAAGAGCAGCGGAACUAGAGAAGAAGAGGGCCGAAGCGGCGGCAGCGAUGGCAGCGGCUGCCGCUGCUGCCGAAACCAACGGCACCACGCAAGAAUCGGAAAAUGACACCUCUCAAGAAGGCGAAGCGGCAUUUCAAGAUGCAAAGGAAGAGAGCGGCCAGUCGCCCGAGGAUGGAACAUCACCUGUACCGCCGGCAGUUCCCACCAAGGACGGAGUCGACAACAGUGAAGGUCCGGCACCACAAUUACCUGAAGUCGAGACCGAUGGGGAGAAGGGACUUGGUAUGUCAUUUUCUUCAUAAAGACCUAAUAUAAUGUAUUUGUCCACGACAAAACUAUAUGUAUACUUUUGAAAAUUCUCAAGAUUGCCACUGAUGAUUUUGGUUGUGGUAUCAUAGACUCUAGCGAAGCAGUUUCGGGGAAUGUCUCUGUGGAUUCAAAGGACCACAGUGGAGUGGUAGGUGAUCAGAAAGAAGAUGAGAUCAAAAAGGACGAACAAGACGACAAGAAAGAUCACCGAGGCAGUUGGUGGCAGCCUGCGAUAUUCUCGACUUAGCGAAUCGAGUGGUGAUGGCGUGCGUGUGACUGACUGACUGAACUGACCAGUGACAUCGGUUGAAGGUGGUUUUUUGUUUUUCCCAACAUCUGACUUCUUUUCUUGUUCAACAACGAUGGUUUGGCAGGGAGAAUGGUUUCCGUGUUGUGGUUAUGGUUUUUACGAAGAAGGAUGAAUACCCCUUUGUCGUUAAUAACUGGAUGUUUGACGAAUGAAGUCGAAUCUUCCCAUUACAACGGGAUAUUGCCGAGUACGGAUUGAUAUAUUUCAGAUGUGGUUUUCCUUAUUUUUCUGUUUGGCUAAUUCACUCCAACCAAAUUUCCCAGCGCGCAGGAAGCGAGCGAUCGGAGCGAGCGAUGUGUAUACAAGUACUCUGUAUAAGGGGCGAGUUUAUCCUCUUCUGUCGUUUUUUAAAUGGAUGAUAUCCUUUUGUGACAAUUGAG
Molecule: messenger RNA, 4262 nt
Organism: Exophiala oligosperma
Lineage: Eukaryota; Fungi; Ascomycota; Eurotiomycetes; Chaetothyriales; Herpotrichiellaceae
Exons: 2
Coding region: 395-3565 (1056 amino acids)
Biological process (GO): establishment of cell polarity
Cellular component (GO): cytoplasm; cell tip
Molecular function (GO): cytoskeletal regulatory protein binding
Source: RefSeq, a predicted model, not a curated record